AGACACAAAAAUACAUUGCAGUACAUACAUGAUUUAUGUAGUACAUGCCCUGUAGUUACAUUCAAGUGCCACAAGAUGGCAAUAGCUGUAAUAACAGUUGGCAAUAGCUGUAAUUACAGUUAACAGGAAAAACGGGAGCAGAUCAGCAGCAGCCAAUAACAUUAAUUUAACCAUUUUACACAACUAUUAAGUUAGCUAACAUCGGAAAUAAAACAGCAAUAUCAACUUUACAUGUGUUGCUUUGGCGUCCUCCGCCUCAGAGCGCGACCGUGGAGGCGUGGUCUCCUUCAGAAGUCUCACACGGACCCGCUUACCCGUGGCCAGUUCCUCCUCGAUCUCUUCUCUGGACUCUGGAAUGUUAAUAACACUGAAUAAUGUCAAAACGCAAGUACAAAUUGUACUUAGAGCCUAAGAGCAGAGUUACAUUUCCCUGUGCAAGACUGAAAAGAGGACAUUUGGAUGUGGCAGAUGGUUCAGGAGAUGCAGAUGUUGAGACCAUGUCUCCAUCUGGCGAUAUUCAGCUGGAUCCAGAUGACACGGCCAACAUGGUUUUGGCUUUCACCGGUGACCACAUAGAUCAAGGGGACAGAAUCAAUCCACACCUGAGCACUGCAGAUGUUGAGACAAUGUCUCCAUCUGGCGAUCUUCGUCUUCAGCUGGAUCCAGAUGUCACGGCCAACAUGAUGUCUUCAUCUGGUCACUUUCUGCUUACAUCUGAGCUGCAACCAAGUGACAUGGCCCAGCAGUUUAGUUGUGAUUCAUCAUCUGAAGGCAGUGUUUCUGAAGUUGAUUCGGAAAUUCCAGAUAUUCCAGAAGAUGAUCCAUUCAGACAGAUAGGUUUUGAUACAGACAUGGAUUCAGUACUAAUGUCAGCAGGUACAACGACAAAGGCUGAGGCACUGCUCAUGGUGAUGAGUCAUGCAGCCAGACAUAAUAUAACAGGGACACAACUUCAUGACUUAUUACAGCUCAUAAAUACUCUGUUUGGCAAAGAGGUGUUACCCAGAUCAAAAUAUUUGUUCAAUAAGGUCUUUAAAAACAACUCCGACAUUGUGGAGUUCCACUUCUACUGCAAAACCUGUAAAGUAUACAUUGGCACAAAAGAAGACAUACAAGACAAAAACAUUGCACAGUGUGCAAUCUGUAGUGCUUCAAUUGAAAUCAGUUCCUUGAACAGUGCAAGCUUUUUAUCAACAUACCAAUUGCACCUCAAAUCCAGACGCUGCUUGAAAAUCCUCAGAUUCAAAACAGCAUGA
This is a messenger RNA of Xyrauchen texanus (razorback sucker), 1256 nucleotides long. RefSeq lists its product as uncharacterized. The transcript is spliced from 7 exons. The record is from RefSeq and is a predicted model, not a curated record. Lineage: Eukaryota; Metazoa; Chordata; Actinopteri; Cypriniformes; Catostomidae. The coding region runs from base 375 to 1256 and encodes 293 amino acids.